Choloepus didactylus (southern two-toed sloth) is the source of this 726-nucleotide messenger RNA. It is a transcript of the gene S100A10, whose product is annotated as S100 calcium binding protein A10. Gene Ontology annotation, molecular function: transmembrane transporter binding. The record is from RefSeq and is a predicted model, not a curated record. The coding region runs from base 178 to 471 and encodes 97 amino acids. NCBI's taxonomy places the organism in Eukaryota, Metazoa, Chordata, Mammalia, Pilosa, Megalonychidae. Gene Ontology annotation, cellular component: cytoplasm. The transcript is spliced from 3 exons.
CACCAGCCCCAGGCUCCUCCUGCUGCCCGCACGGGACCCGCGCCUCCUCCCUCUCCCCACCCGCCCCCACGUACUAAGGCGCCGAGCCCGCCGCGCGCUGCUCACUGGCUACGCGUCCCAGCUCGCCGAGCGUCCUGCCCGCGCCUCCCAGCCAAGGUUUCAACAGACCUCACGAAAAUGCCAUCUCAAAUGGAACACGCCCUGGAAACUAUGAUGUUUACGUUUCACAAAUUUGCCGGGGAUAAAGGCUACUUAACAAAGGAGGACCUGAGAGUAUUCAUGGAGAAGGAGUUCCCCGGAUUUUUGGAAAAUCAAAAAGACCCUCUUGCUGUGGACAAAAUAAUGAAGGAUCUGGACCAGUGUCGAGAUGGCAAAGUGGGCUUCCAAGGCUUCUUGUCGCUAAUUGCUGGGCUUGGCAUCGCAUGCAAUGACUAUUUUGUAGUACACAUGAAACAGAAGGGAAAGAAGUAGGCAGAAUUGAGGAAUUAAUUCCCCCCACCCUCAUAAAAAUUAUCCCAAGAGUCACUUAAGGAAUCUGCCCUACAGCUUCCGUCUGCAUAAGAAUUUCAUAACAGAUCGGUGUCCUUAGAAAAUGUACAAAUAAAAUCCAACUCCCAUUUGACAAGUAGUGGAAGAAAAGUCAAUUAAAUGCCAGAUAAGCUUUUAAUUUUUAUAUCGUUUGCAUCCUCUUGCCCUCAAUAAACAAAUUUCUUUUUUAAUACCUGA